GAACGUGCGCACUUAACCACUGCGCCACCGGCAGGCCCCAGACACCUAAUUUUUGUUAGACUCUAGCAUCAACAAAAAUUACAUGGGAGAAAAACAUAGAAAAAAUUCUAUCCGUUAAAACAUUUCUGCAAACCAGGAAAAGACCACCUUUAAAAGUUCUUUAAAGAAAGAAACACGGGUAUUCCAUGGGAGGAGAAUUUGAAAUGCGAAGAUGAGCGUUCAAUUUCCUCAUAUUGAGCCAAGAACCAGAGGCCAGAAAAGGGAAGUCUUUUUGCCCAAGUCAUUCAGCCAAUCCGUAGUGGUGGUGAUGAGCCCUGCAUCCUUUCCACUCACCCGACUCCACACUGUCUUCAAUAACUGCAAAAUAUUUUAACUGAAGACACUGUGCCAUCUCCAGGGCUCUCCUAAAUUACCUGAGGAGGAUGACCUGCACUGGAAAGACUGGUCAGCGCUCCCCCAAGUCUGACCUAGGCGCCAGCCGCCUUGAACAGGAUUGCAGCACGCCGAUCCCCCAGCUUCUGCAGUUCUGGGCGGAGGAGCCUACUAGGGCGGUUCUUCCGCCAACACCCCACCUUCCGGAGCCUGGCCCGGCCGGCCCAGCCCCGCCGCUGUGGCCCAGUUCCUGGCGGCAGGCCGGGCCUACCCAGUCGGCCCCCAGCGCGGGGCGAGCGGGGAGCCGCCGGCGGACGCCACGCCCACGAGGGCAGCUCACAGAGGUGGUCAGACAGCCUGCGGGGAGCGGCGUCCGUGGGCGGCAGAAUUUCGAAGAUGUCCGAUGUAAAUGUAUCUGUCCUCCCUAUAAAGAUAAUUCUGGACAUAUUUAUAAUAAGAACAUAUCCCAAAAAGAUUGCGAUUGCCUUCAUGUUGUGGAUCCCAUGCCUGUGCGGGGGCCUGACGUAGAGGCAUACUGUCUACGCUGUGAAUGCAAAUAUGAGGAAAGAAGUUCUGUUACAAUCAAGGUUACUAUUAUAAUUUAUCUCUCCAUUUUGGGCCUUCUACUUCUGUACAUGGUGUAUCUUACUCUGGUGGAGCCCAUACUGAAGAGACGCCUGUUUGGACACUCACAAUUGAUACAGAGCGAUGACGAUGUUGGGGAUCACCAGCCUUUUGCAAACGCCCAUGAUGUGCUGGCUCGUUCCCGCAGUCGAGCCAAUGUGCUAAAUAAGGUAGAGUAUGCCCAGCAGCGCUGGAAGCUUCAAGUUCAAGAGCAGCGAAAAUCCGUCUUUGACCGUCAUGUCGUCCUCAGCUAAUUGGGAAUCAAAUUCAAGGUGACUAGAAGGAAACGAGGCAGAUGGAAAAAAAUUGACUGAGUUUUCCUGGGUUUUGUUUUAAUACCUUCUUGAUUUCACCAACUCCUGCUGGAAAAUUCAAAACUAGAAACAAAAACGUGCUUGGCAUUUUCUUUUCUUGUUAAUGUAUUAAUAGAGACAUUUUUAAAAGCACACACCUCAAAGUCAGCCAAUAAAUCCUUUCCUGUUUGUGACUUUUACUAAUAAAAAUAAGUCUGCCUGUAAAUUAUCUUAAGUCCUUUACCUGGAACAAGUGCUCUCUUUUUUACCACACAGUUUUAACUUGGUUUUCAAGAUAAUUUUCAGGUGGGUUUUGUUUUGGUUUCUUUUUUGGCAGGGGGGAGAGGGAUGCGUGGGAAGUGCUGAACAUAACUUUUCGCAAGUCACUUUAGUAAACAGCUUUUGUAAAUAGACUUUACUUUCUAUUUUCAAGCUUCAUUUAUAUUUUGCAGCAUAGCCAGCCUCAUCAAAGCCCUGACUUACCCAUUUGAAUUUUGCACUGACUGUAUUGUCUAGGUAUCUGGUUGGCCUCUGGCUGCACUUCCUGGUAAACUGAAUCCGAAAUGCCUGGUGGCUCUUCACAAAAUGCCGAUUUUCUUCUUGUACUGUGAUGUCUGAUGCAAUGCAUCCUAGGACAAACUGGCCAUUUGCUAGUUUACUCUAACGACUAAACAGUCUUGAUGUGUGUGGUCUUUCUCAUCUUCGUCUAGUAUCUUUAAGGACGAAUCCUAAGGACUUGGACAUUUGCAAUAAAGAAAUUUUCUUUUGAACCCAAGCCUCCCUGGAUUGAUGACAUACACAUAUUUGUCAGCAUUUCCGGUCAGGUUGAGAGGCAGCUGCUUGAGCUCUAGUGUGUGCAGCUUUGAACUAGGACUGGAGUUCUAGGUGCCUCCCUCUGAAAGGUAUAACAGUUAUUGGAUAACUGGCUUUUUUCUUCCUAUGUCCUCUUUGGAA
This is a messenger RNA of Equus quagga, 2243 nucleotides long. RefSeq names its product TMEM9 domain family member B (gene TMEM9B). Gene Ontology annotation, cellular component: lysosomal membrane. The transcript is spliced from 5 exons. The record is from RefSeq and is a predicted model, not a curated record. NCBI's taxonomy places the organism in Eukaryota, Metazoa, Chordata, Mammalia, Perissodactyla, Equidae. Gene Ontology annotation, biological process: positive regulation of canonical NF-kappaB signal transduction. The coding region runs from base 423 to 1250 and encodes 275 amino acids.